GCGCCCCGCCGCCAGCGCACCCCCGGACGCUAUGGCCCACCCCUCCGGCUGGCCCCUCGUGUAGGAUGGUGGCACACAACCAGGUGGCAGCCGACAAUGCAGUCUCCUCGGCAGCAGAGCCCCGACGGCGGCCGGAGCCUCCCUCCUCUCCCUCCUCCUCGCCCGCGGCCCCCGCGCGCCCGCGGCCCUGCGCGCCGGCCCCGGCCCCGGCCCCCGGCGACACGCACUUCCGCACAUUUCGCUCGCACGCCGACUACCGGCGCAUCACGCGCACCAGCGCGCUCCUCGACGCCUGCGGCUUCUACUGGGGGCCCCUGAGCGUGCACGGCGCGCACGAGCGGCUGCGCGCCGAGCCCGUGGGCACCUUCCUGGUGCGCGACAGCCGCCAGCGGAACUGCUUCUUCGCCCUCAGCGUGAAGAUGGCCUCGGGCCCCACGAGCAUCCGCGUGCACUUCCAGGCCGGCCGCUUCCACCUGGACGGCAGCCGCGAGACCUUCGACUGCCUCUUCGAGCUGCUGGAGCACUACGUGGCGGCGCCGCGCCGCAUGCUGGGCGCCCCGCUGCGCCAGCGCCGCGUGCGGCCGCUGCAGGAGCUGUGCCGCCAGCGCAUCGUGGCCACCGUGGGCCGCGAGAACCUGGCGCGCAUCCCCCUCAACCCCGUCCUGCGCGACUACCUGAGCUCCUUCCCCUUCCAGAUCUGACCGGCCGCGCCCACCGGGCAGGCAGCAUUAACGGGGUGGGGGGGGUGCCCGCCGUAUUAUUUCUAUUAUUAUUAUUAUUUGCCUGCAACC
Messenger RNA from Lepus europaeus (European hare), 791 nucleotides. It is a transcript of the gene SOCS1, whose product is annotated as suppressor of cytokine signaling 1. Bases 66 to 701 code for a protein of 211 amino acids. Gene Ontology annotation, molecular function: 1-phosphatidylinositol-3-kinase regulator activity. Gene Ontology annotation, cellular component: phosphatidylinositol 3-kinase complex. The transcript has 2 exons. Lineage: Eukaryota; Metazoa; Chordata; Mammalia; Lagomorpha; Leporidae. Gene Ontology annotation, biological process: phosphatidylinositol phosphate biosynthetic process; intracellular signal transduction. The record is from RefSeq and is a predicted model, not a curated record.